AUGGUCUACGGGCAGAUCCUCCAUAGAAGAGGCCCAGAUGAUGGCUUCAUCAACCUGAACGUAGGUGGUUUUAAGCAGCGGGUGGCACGAGGUGUCCUGCAGCGUUUCCCACAUACGCGACUGGGUCGCCUCCUCUGCUGCCACUCUGAGGCGGCCAUUCUGGAGCUAUGUGAUGAUUACGGUGCUGCUGAGCGUGAAUACUACUUCGACAGGAACCCUCGGUUCUUCCGCUAUGUGCUCAAUUUUUAUCACACGGGCAAGAUCCAUCUGAUGGAGGAGCUGUGUGUGUUCUCCUUCAGUCAAGAGCUGGAGUAUUGGGGCAUCAAAGAACACAACCUAGACUCUUGCUGCAGCAAUAAGUUCCAGGAGCAGAAGGAGUACGCUGGUGAGAGGGACUGGGAUCGCAAGAGUGAUGACCAGCAGCAGCAAUUGAAGGAUAGCUUUGACUCUUCCAUGGAAGAGUUGUCUGUCCUAGACCAGGACCUGGAGAGGUUUGAGGGCAUGUGGUGCUCUGAAGUACGCAAGAACAUCUGGCUGCGACUGGAGAAUCCGGGUUACUCACGGGCAGCCAAGAUCAUGGCUGUAGCAUCACUAAGUGUGGUGCUGACCUCCAUUGUGGCCAUGUGUGUUCACAGUAUGCCUGAGUUCCACCAGGUGGAUGCCAACGAGAAAGAGGUGGAGGACCCAGUGCUGGCCGUCUUUGAGAUGAUCUGUGUUGUUUGGUUUACGGUCGAGUUUGCCUUGCGGCUGGCCGUUACGCCGUGCCUGCGCAAAUUCCUCUGCAAUACCCUGAACAUAAUAGACUUUGUUUCCAUUGUGCCAUUCUAUGCCACGCUGGCCUUUGAGACGGUGGACGAGGAGAAUGAGGAGCUGGAGAACGUGGGAAAGGUAGUUCAAAUCCUGCGACUCAUGCGUAUCUUCCGCAUCCUCAAGCUGGCGCGUCAUUCGGUGGGACUGCGGUCCCUUGGUGCCACGCUGCGCCACAGCUACCAUGAGGUGGGUCUUUUGCUGCUCUUUCUCUCCGUGGGCAUCUCUAUCUUCUCUGCACUGAUAUACUUUGUGGAGAGGGAGGAGAAUGAGUCAGAGCUGCAAACUAUCCCAGUAGGCUGGUGGUGGGCUACCAUUAGCAUGACUACAGUGGGCUAUGGAGACACUUACCCUGUUACUCUUGGCGGUAAAGUGAUCGGCACGCUUUGCAUUAUCUGCGGCUUACUGGUGGUGGCCCUCCCCAUCACCAUCAUCUUCAACAAGUUCUCUAAGUACUAUCAGAGACAGAAGGCCAUGGAUGUCAGUGUGAGCAAUAACAAAAUGAAAUGCCUGGACCCAGAUCUGAAUCUGCCAUAUUUUAGCGUCAGGGACCUCUAUGCUCACAAGGUGCACUCAUUCAUGGCUAGUUUGUCCUCCAGGAGCAGCACAUGUAGUGCUGGUGAUGUCACUGAUGCAUCCAGUAUUCAAGAUGUAGAGACUGUCUGCCCCUUAGGAGUGGUUGAGAGUGAAGAGGCAACUUAA
Chanos chanos (milkfish) is the source of this 1509-nucleotide messenger RNA. RefSeq names its product potassium voltage-gated channel, delayed-rectifier, subfamily S, member 3a (gene kcns3a). Lineage: Eukaryota; Metazoa; Chordata; Actinopteri; Gonorynchiformes; Chanidae. Gene Ontology annotation, biological process: potassium ion transmembrane transport; protein homooligomerization; action potential. Gene Ontology annotation, cellular component: membrane; voltage-gated potassium channel complex. The transcript has a single exon. The coding region runs from base 1 to 1509 and encodes 502 amino acids. Gene Ontology annotation, molecular function: protein binding; voltage-gated potassium channel activity. The record is from RefSeq and is a predicted model, not a curated record.